Molecule: messenger RNA, 1591 nt
Organism: Cercocebus atys (sooty mangabey)
Lineage: Eukaryota; Metazoa; Chordata; Mammalia; Primates; Cercopithecidae
Gene: CNIH4
Product: cornichon family AMPA receptor auxiliary protein 4
Exons: 5
Coding region: 104-523 (139 amino acids)
Biological process (GO): endoplasmic reticulum to Golgi vesicle-mediated transport
Cellular component (GO): COPII-coated ER to Golgi transport vesicle; endoplasmic reticulum membrane
Source: RefSeq, a predicted model, not a curated record
CGCGGACCACACGCCUCAGCCAGCCGGGGCAAGGGCCUAUCAGGGGCGAGUCUGGGCAUCCGAGCGGGUUUGACGGAAGGAGCGGCGGCGACGGAGGAGGAGGAUGGAGGCGGUGGUGUUCGUCUUCUCUCUCCUCGAUUGUUGCGCGCUCAUCUUCCUUUCGGUCUACUUCAUAAUUACAUUGUCUGAUUUAGAAUGUGAUUACAUUAAUGCUAGAUCAUGUUGCUCGAAAUUAAACAAGUGGGUAAUUCCAGAAUUGAUUGGCCAUACCAUUGUCACUGUAUUAAUGCUCAUUUCAUUGCACUGGUUCAUUUUCCUUCUCAACUUACCUGUUGCCACUUGGAAUAUAUAUCGAUACAUUAUGGUGCCGAGUGGUAACAUGGGAGUGUUUGAUCCAACAGAAAUACACAAUCGAGGGCAGCUGAAGUCACACAUGAAGGAAGCCAUGAUCAAGCUUGGAUUCCACUUGCUCUGCUUCUUCAUGUAUCUUUAUAGUAUGAUCUUAGCUUUGAUAAAUGACUGAAGCUGGAGAAGCCGUGGUUGAAGUCAGCCUACACUACAGUGCACAGUUGAGGAGCCAGAGACUUCUUAAAUCAUCCUUAGAACCGUGACCAUAGCAGUAUAUAUUUUCCUCUUUGAACAAAAAACUAUUUUUGCUGUAUUUUUACCAUAUAAAGUAUUUGAAAACUAUGAAUUGAGUUUCUGUAGAUUUCUAGUUCUCAACUUUAGCCUGAAUGCCAACACUUGAAGGUGUUUUUCAUCAUCUGUAUGUCGAAGGUGGUUAUUUGUAUGUAGGAAUGGGACUGCCAUCCCAGCUUUGCAUGCCAAAGAAAUAAAGAACACACUUUAAAGGGCAAACUGAAGAGAUGAGCGAGCAAAGAAAGGUGCCCUUCAGGUCUACUGAAAAGUUAGAGUACAAAGAACACUGUUGAUCUGGACAGAAGAAGAAAAAUUUAAUUACCCUUUUUGCCUGUGUUGUGGCAACUUCAUUUAAUAUGGUUUAAAGAUUUAUGAGACUGUCAGCUAAAAGUCUUUUCACAAGAAUGUCAACAGAAAAUGGCAUUUCAAAAUAUAUAUAUUUCUUUGUACAAUUUGUGAAACCUUAUAAGCCAUUUUCCCCAGGUACAAUGUAGUUCCUGCUGAUAGAAAGGAAAUAUUUUGUCAAGAGCUUUCAUUUAAAAGCCACUACCUCCAUAAUCACCCCCAAACCCAGAAAAUCCCCACUGGCUCUUGCCAGUCUGGUUUUCAUAUUGUAGUUUUUCCAAUUGUAUUUGAUCUCCCUGAUAAUGUAUUUUAAUGUGUUUGGGUAGAAGAUGCCAAUCAGGUUGGAAGCAGGAGUAGUCAUUCACUGUUCGUGAAAUUGAGCCUUUUGGUGCGCCACGUGGUGCCAGAUUAACCCUUCUAUCCUUCUGCACUGACCACGCUGUGAGUUGGGAGACCAAAUACAAGCCAUUUCAUGGACAUAGCAAUACACAACCAAACUCUGUUCCUUGGAGCUAUAUUGUAAACUCUUGCAGUUGGGAGAGGAGUUCACCUCCUCAGCUGUUUGCUAGCUCUUACAGGGUAAAAUAAACCUGGCAAUUUAUCCUCA